AUGUUUGGUUUUGACUGCUACUGUGAUGACUUAAAGACCAACAAAACCAAAGAACACUUUGCACAAGAGGUUACUCAAAAAAUUCAGAAGUUGGAAUUGGCCAUAUGGAAAUCGAGUUUUACUUCGCCAGGAAAACAUGAAGAUCUUGCUUUGGGUAUAGAUUAUGAAACCAAGAGGUGCAAUGCGACAAGCAAAAGAACAGUGCUGGAAGCUGGAAAUAACACAAUGGAUAUUGACUGUAACCAUUAUUUCAAAGAAACCACAGAAGGUCAGAGUGCUGUUGCAUUUAUCAAUUACCGAACUCUUGGAAAUUUUCUCAACGGAUCCUUCUUUCAUGACAGGAAAAGAUUACAGGAAGUUAAAAUAAACUCUCACAUUGUGAGUGGCACUUUUGGUUCAAAGAAAACUGUUUAUUUGACCACACCUGUGUUCCUAUCCUUUAAACACACUCAGCCUGCUGGUGCGAGAGCAAAACAUUUCUGUGUCUACUGGGAUGGAUCGAAGGCAGGGGGCAGCUGGUCGACGGAGGGCUGCUCUUACGUGGAAAGCGAUGAUUCUUACACCAAAUGCCAAUGUUUCCAUCUCUCCAGCUUUGCUGUCCUCAUGGCUCACACACCCCAGGCAGACCUAAUGCUGACUAUUAUCACCCACGUGGGGCUGAGCCUCUCCCUGCUGUGCCUCCUCCUGGCGGCCCUCACCUUCCUGCUGUGCCGGCCCAUCCAGAACACCAGCACCUCGCUGCACCUGCAGCUCUCCAUCUGCCUCUUCCUGGCCCACCUGCUCUUCCUCACGGGGAUUGACAAAACUGAGAUCAAGGUGCUGUGCUCCAUCAUCGCAGGUGCCCUGCACUACCUCUACCUGGCCUCCUUCACCUGGAUGCUCCUGGAAGGGCUACACCUGUUCCUCACCGUCAGGAACCUCAAGGUGGCCAACUACACCAGUGCAGCGAGAUUCAAGAAGAGGUUCAUGUUCCCUUUUGGCUACGGGAUCCCAGCGAUCAUUGUGGCUGUGUCUGCAAGCACUGGAUACAAAAAUUAUGGAACAAGCAGCCAUUGCUGGCUGAAGUUUGAUAAAGGCUUUAUCUGGAGCUUCAUGGGGCCGGUGGCUGUUAUUAUCUUGAUAAAUUUGGUUUUCUAUAUCAUAAUUCUGUGGAUUUUGAAAAGUAAUCUUUCUUCCCUCAAUAAGGAAGUUUCCACCAUACAGAAUACAAGAGUGAUGACAUUUAAAGCCAUUGCUCAGCUGUUUAUUCUGGGAUGUUCUUGGGGCCUUGGCUAUUUUACAGUUGAAGCAAUGGGGAAGACAGCUGUAUUAGUCUUUGCCUACCUAUUCACCACCAUUAAUGUGCUGCAGGGGGUUGUACUCUUCGUGGUACACUGUCUCCUUAAUCGCCAGGUACGAAUGCAAUACAAGAAAUGGUUUAAUUGGAUAAUUCGGAAAGAUGUUGAAACAGAAAGCACUGAGAUGUCUCGUUCUACUACACACACCAAGAUGAGUGUCACUGUUUUAGAUGGUGAUGCGAAUAUUACAAUUUUGAUUGAUCCCCCCAGCUCUUAUCACUAUUUAAACGGAGCUUUGCAUGGACCCCAGAUCAACUGCUUUCAGUUUGCUUACCUUGAACAACUGACUUAA
Molecule: messenger RNA, 1629 nt
Organism: Elephantulus edwardii (Cape elephant shrew)
Lineage: Eukaryota; Metazoa; Chordata; Mammalia; Macroscelidea; Macroscelididae
Product: EGF-like module-containing mucin-like hormone receptor-like 4-like
Exons: 12
Coding region: 1-1629 (542 amino acids)
Biological process (GO): cell surface receptor signaling pathway; adenylate cyclase-activating G protein-coupled receptor signaling pathway
Cellular component (GO): membrane
Molecular function (GO): G protein-coupled receptor activity
Source: RefSeq, a predicted model, not a curated record